Messenger RNA from Aethalodelphis obliquidens (Pacific white-sided dolphin), 2327 nucleotides. RefSeq names its product TIMELESS interacting protein (gene TIPIN). Gene Ontology annotation, molecular function: DNA binding. The record is from RefSeq and is a predicted model, not a curated record. Gene Ontology annotation, biological process: DNA damage response; replication fork arrest; DNA replication checkpoint signaling. NCBI's taxonomy places the organism in Eukaryota, Metazoa, Chordata, Mammalia, Artiodactyla, Delphinidae. Gene Ontology annotation, cellular component: replication fork protection complex; nucleus. The transcript is spliced from 9 exons. Bases 434 to 1306 code for a protein of 290 amino acids.
GCGGGCUGGCGGGAGAGUGAAGUUCCCGAGGGGAGAGCCGGCCGAGGGAGUCAGGCUGGGGAGCGGGGAUGCCGGGAAGUCGCAAGGAGGGAGUGAGAAAGCAGGAGGACAUGACUGAGACGGACCUGGGCUGAUUGGGACUGGAGAGGAAGGAGGCCUGACCGGCUGAGGCCUGUGCGGAGAGGAGCUUAUGGCAUAUUAGUUCCUGGAGCAGGGAUUGAACCCGGGCCCUCAGCAGUGAGAACACAGAGCCCUAACCACUGGACUACCAGGGAAUUCCCAACAGUAUUUUUUAAAAAGCUUCUCUGGUUGAAGUGGGGGUGAGGUAUUGUACCCUGCCUAUUUCACACCCCUUUGGACCACAGUUUGAAACCCUCUGAAAAGUUAAAAUCAUCAUUUUAUGAUGGGGAAACUCAACAGUUGAGAGGAAAAGAUGCUAGAACCACAGGAGAAUGGCUUGAUUGACCUACCAGAUUAUGAGCAUAUAGAAGAUGAAACUUUUCCUCCAUUCCCACCUCCAGCCUCUCCAGAAAGAGAAGAUGGUGAAGGAGCUGAACCUGAAGAAGAGUUAGGGAGAGGAGCUCCUGUUCCUGUACCUCCAAAGAGAACAGUUAAAAGGAAUAUACCCAAGCUGAAUGCUGAGAGAUUAAUUUCAGAGAGAGGGCUUCCAGCAUUAAGGCAUGUGUUUGAUAAGGCAAAAUUCAAAGGUAAAGGUCAUGAGGCUGAGGACUUGAAGACACUAAUCAGACACAUGGAGCACUGGGCGCAUAGGCUAUUCCCUAAACUGCAAUUUGAAGAUUUUAUUGACAGAGUUGAAUAUCUGGGAAAUAAAAAGGAAGUUCAGACCUGUUUAAAACGAAUUCGACUUGAUCUCCCUAUUUUACAUGAAGAUUUUGUUAACAAUAAUGAUGAAGUAGGGGAAAAUAAUGGCCAUGAUGUAACUGCUACCGAGUUAGAUCCCUUUCUGACAAACUCAUCUGAAAGUGCAAAGUUUGCUUCUGAGUCAAGUAGAAGCCUAACAGAAGAACAACAACAAAGAAUUGAGAGAAAUAAACAACUGGCCUUGGAAAGAAGACAGGCGAAGCUACUGAGUAGUAGUCAGUCCCUAGGAAAUGACUUGUUAAUGAACACACCCAGUACACAGACACCUGAAGAGGGUAGUACAGGUGAGGAGCAAAAGGAGGAAGAAUCAAAUGGAUUUAACAAAGACCUUCUAGACAAUCCACAUAAUGAUGCUGCUGCCAAUACUGUAAAUGAAGAGGAGGAAUUAAAAAUAGAGAAAAUGCAACUGGACCAGUCCUUUUAAAAGACAUAAUAGUAAGUUAAAGCUUCAUCUUGAAAUGUUACUGAGGUUGGAUAGGCCUCAAAUGAGAAAAUCUAUUAACUUGCUAUCUUCCAAAUUUGAGAUGACUAUGCAUUUUGCCUACUUUGAGUGAAAAUCCUUAUAUAGUGAAACUUUUAUAAAUUCCUGUUUAAAAUCUGGUAUUAUCUAUACUUGUUUCUUAUCCACUUUCGUUGUCUAUUUAUUCUCCUUAGUGUUUAUUUUUAUAUGGGUAUGACCUUGUAAAAAUGAUUGGUAGUUAAUAAGUAGCUUCAACUGCUAGUGUGCCAUUGAAUGCCCUGUUUUUACUAAAUUGGGUGGUGUUUUAAGAUGUAAAUAUGUAAUAAAUGCUAAUGUUCUUUUUUUUUUUUUUAAAUAAUAAGCUCACAAACUAUCCCUAGAGGCUUUAUAAAAGUUUCUCAUUGCUAUUUAGUUCUACACUUUACACUUUUGGUAAAACGUUCACAGUUGUUAUAUGUGUUUACAUGUCUUUUGAGGAGUCACUUUAAUACUUAAAGGGUCACGUGAAAAGCUGAUACAUUGCCUGGCCUGCAUAGGUGCUGGGGAAGUUCACAUGCUCCUUGGUACCUUACUGACUAGUUAGUUGGAGAGAAACUUGCAAAGUAUAAUGGGGAACACAGAGCACGUAGGGAGGAUUCGGUGGAGAUGCCAAGGAUUGGGAAGAACAUGUACAAUAAUAUAGAAAUGAAAAUCUAGGAAAUGAGAGCUUUGGGAAUGGUGAAUGUGAGGCUGAAGUGUUAGGGCCACGUGGUGGGAGGACCUAAUUGGAGUUUUUCCUGCCUGAGUUUAUCAACUUGGUGGAAGGGUAGUUGCAGAUAGAAAGUACCACGUUGAGAAUCAAGUUUAGAGGUUGGUCUGGUUCUCGGCAGGAGAUUCCCAUGGGGGAGAGGGAAAGGCAAAGCUAGUUUUUACAAGCUAGGACAUGGGAAGGUUGCUUUUUUGGGGGAAGACUGGCAGAGUGAUGGUGCUAAGUAACAAGUCUCCA